AUGAUCGAUAAUUUACAUCACAGCCUGGACCAUGGAACGCAAACCACCAGCAGUCUCUGCCCCAUAGAUUCUGUUCCUAAUUCUGCUUCCACACAAACGAAGCCCGGUGAAUCUCAGAUCCGGGUUCCGAUGUCAAACGUGUCGGCUGUGGUUGGCUUUAAAGCUGUAAUACCUUGCAACAUUGAUCCAUUGAAGAAAAGCGAGGUGGUGAGCAUGGUUUUUUGGUACAAAGACAAGAGGGAUGGCGAACCGAUAUACAGCUUGGAUGCUCGCGGCAGAUCGAUAGCCCAAGCGAGGUUCUGGUCAGAUCCAUACAUGUUCGGCGAAAGAGCGAUCAUGAGGACGAACGUGGAAUCUGUGAAAUUGGAAAUCAAUCCUUUGGAAACAACCGAUGCGGGGGUAUACAGGUGCAGGAUGGAUUACAAAAAUAGUCCAACGAGAAAUCACAAGGUUAAUCUCACAGUGAUAGUGCCGCCAAGCAAGCCGGUGAUUUACACCGGGGAGAACUCUGGUAGAACUUUGGCCAAUAUGCAGCAACCCUUCAAUGAGGGUAGUGACUUGUCCUUACUAUGCGAAGUAAUCGGAGGUUUUCCGCCGCCGAAGGUCACAUGGCAUUUUCAGGACGAAAUAAUGGACGAUACGUAUACACUAGAACAUGGUGGCAUCACUAUAAAUCAUCUUUACAUCCCAAAAGUAACGCGAAACUUCCUAAGAGCUAAACUAACCUGCCAAGCGAACAACACCCAUCUAGUACCAUCAUUGACGUCAGAGAUUAUUUUAGAUAUCAACUUAAAACCAUUGAUAGUGAACAUCACAAACAAACGCGUACAUUUAUCGGCAUUAAGAACAUACGAAAUUGAAUGUGUUAGUUCGGGUUCCAGACCGGAAGCCGUGAUCACGUGGUGGAAAGGAAACCACCAAGUGAAACAUAUGGCCAGAAAUUUUGCAGAUAGUCCGAACAUUACGAAAAGUAUUUUAAGUUACGUUCCGACCAUGGAGGAUGAUGGAAAGUAUUUGACUUGUCGAGCUGAGAAUCCAGUUGUACCUGAGAGCGCAUUAGAAGACAAAUGGCGGCUAUUGGUUUACUACGCUCCAAUAGUGACGAUCAAACUAGGUUCAAGCUUGAAAGCGAACGAUAUAAAUGAGGGUGACGACGUUUACUUCGAAUGCAACAUACAAGCAAACCCGGAGGCGUACAAGUUGGUCUGGUACAAAGACAAUAAGGAGUUACAUCAAAAUGCAACUGCUGGAAUUUUUCUUCCCAGCGGGCAAUCUCUAGUUUUGCAAAGCGUGACUAGAAAUUCUGCUGGUGAAUAUUCCUGUAUGGCAGUCAAUGCUGAAGGGAAAUCUACUAGUAGGCCAGUCACACUCGAGGUAUUAUAUGUACCGAUCUGCAAGGACGGUUCUUCGACUCAAGUGGUUGGUGCUUUGAAGCACGAGACGAUCUCGUUGGUAUGUGCUGUUCAGUCGAAACCGCCACCCACAACUUUCCACUGGACCUUCAAUAAUUCCGGAGAGCUGAUGAAUGUGCCUGCCAAUAAAUUUACACAUGUCAAACCUGUGAGUCUGAUCACUAGCCACUGGCACGGCUCCAGGCUGAAUUACACGCCAGCAAACGACAUGGACUACGGCACGGUUGCUUGCUGGGCCAAAAACCGGAUCGGGGUGCAAAAGACCCCGUGUGUUUUUCAGAUCAUCGUGGCCGGAAAACCUUACCCCCUGCAAAAUUGCACAGCCCUUCAGUCGACUGGACCCUACGCGUAUCGAAUGGGUCAUGAGGACUUUAAAGCCACCGACUCGAGAGACGCUGACUGGCUGAUUGUCAGAUGCUCGGAGGGAUUUGAUGGCGGUUUGCCCUUGACUAAUUACGAACUCGAGGUCUAUAGCGAAGAGAACGUUAAUCAUGUCAAUACCAUCUACUUGAAUCGCACAGAGAGAUCCAGUUCAUCCGGUCCGGUUUUCGAAGUUCCUGGUUUAGAACCUGGUCGUAACUACAGGCUACAUCUGUACGCAGUCAACGCUAAAGGACGUAGUGAUCCUGUUGUCCUUGAACCAGUCACGCUGAAAGGAGUUGCUAUGUAUACCACUGGACGUGAAACUUCGAACGAAAGCACGGACUAUAGCUUGCUGGUGGCUUGUUUCGCUGGUGGGAUAACGGCCUUGUGCAUUUUGAUCGUUGGGAUAACUCUGACCUUGUAUCGUCGCAGUCGUCCCAUGCAACCGAUGAAAACUCACACCGAAGUGGUGCAAUAUGGGAACAAAGAGGACAAUGUGGUGAUAACGCCUUUGAACAAAGAAUCCAGGGACAAGACCAAGGGACAAAUGUCCGCUGAUAUGGCUGACGAUGAUCCCGACGUGAUUCCAAACAAGGUGGACAAGAGACCGGACAUUUUCGAGGCAAAUUUCGGGACCACGAAGCCGGAAAGAACGAAAGACUUCAGCCAUUUGGAAAAUCUUGAUUAUCCGUCACCGUCAUCGGUGCUGCACACCAAGAACUCGUGGGUUUAUCCAAACGGAUACACGGAGAAAGUCGAAAAAAGUCUGAGCCCAUUGCGACCCAGUACACUUCCGGUCCAUCGUAGUCACGAUAUCUACACGAGAAGUUCGCGCGUUCAAGAAAGUUGUAUAUAAGCAGUUUUUCGUUCAUAAUCGCGACGUCAUGACUGAAACUCGGCAAAUUAAUGAGUUGCGUUCCGCUUCAUUGCUCACUUCGAAUUGUGCUAUGGCAAAUGUGUUGUGAAAAAGAAUGUAAGAAGUGCUUCGUCCGGAACUUGCUGAUGGAUUCUUUAGUGAGACUAUCUAGCAAAAUCUUGCCUUAGACGGCGAGAUAGUCACGACGGUACACGUGGUUUACUCCAAAAGACUAUAUUUGUUAAAUUUGUUCUGUGUUAUAAUGUUUUUCCUGAACUUUUCGUUUAAAAAACGAGUGAUCACUCUUAGAGUAUCCUUCUCGUCACAAAGGAUGAGUUGUGGAAUAGAUAUGAAUCCUGUUGAUUGGGUAACUGCAAAAUCCAUUUUUAUUUAUUCUAAUCACAAAGAUAGUGAUUACGUAUUUUCGUUUCAGCUACUAAUAAAUUUGCAUAAUUUGUAAGACUUUAGUAUUAGUGACCAAAACGGUAGUUCCCUUAGAAGGUGCUACACUGAUGGAAAAAUCUUCCUCCACUCCUUGAUGCAAUGCUGAAAGUCCUUGUUAUUCGGUAUAUGAGUCGUUAAACUUUUUUUGUAUGAGAUAUUUUCAGGGUUUGUGCAGUCUGGAGGCAAUAUUGAUAUUAUCAUUCAGGUAGGUACUCAUAAUAUAUAAAAUAUUGUUCUCGCAAGCUUUUAUGAACACAAGCUGGAAUAUCUUAUAAUGUAAAUAUUUUGUAAUGUAUUUUUUUAAUUUUAAUGGCACAUAUGAGAAUAGAAAGUCGAGUAGA
Megachile rotundata (alfalfa leafcutting bee) is the source of this 3416-nucleotide messenger RNA. Its product is annotated as neural cell adhesion molecule 2. The record is from RefSeq and is a predicted model, not a curated record. Gene Ontology annotation, molecular function: protein binding. NCBI's taxonomy places the organism in Eukaryota, Metazoa, Arthropoda, Insecta, Hymenoptera, Megachilidae.